AUCAACACCCACUGUCCGUCGUCACACGACCGAGACGCUCUCUGUUGCAAGAUGGCCGCCGAGUACGACGCCUUCAUGGCGUCCGGCAAAAAAUGGUUCUGCCACUUCGACGACGACAACUACGUCAACACGGACCAGCUGGCGCGCCUGCUGGGCGAAUACGACGCCCGCCACGACUGGUACCUGGGUAGAAACUCGGUCCACGUGCUGCUGCAGAUCAUGGACGACGACCGGCGAGGGGAGCGGAUCUCAUUCUGGUUCGGCACCGGCGGCGCAGGCUUCUGCUGGAGUCGCGCCCUGGCGCUGAAAAUGUCGCCGUUCGCCGGCGGAGGCCGCUUCAUGCGCGUCGCCGAGAAGAAUCGUCUCCCCGAUGACGUCACUGUUGGGUACAUCGUAGAACACCUGCUGAAGGUGCCGCUGACCGUGGUGGACCUAUUUCACUCCCACCUUGAGGAGAUGAAGUUCAUUCGUAGCGAGGAACUGGGCGAACAGAUAUCGCUCAGCUAUGCCAACGACGGGGACACGGAGAAUGUCAUCAACCUGGAGAUAUUUAACAAGCAGAAGGACCCAACACGGUUCUAUUCACUUCACUGCCUGCUUCAUCCAUCUACGUCAUUCUGUCCACGAUGACGUCACAUCAAGCUUAUUAUUUAGCAGUAAGGGCUUUCACUGCAGCAUAACAAUUUGUGCGGAGCUUGUCGAAGGGCAAAUAUGUGACAAACAUGUUGCCACGUGGCGGUGCUGUCUGUGGUACGCUAUCCUCCCUUGCGCGACGCGGGGUGAGGUGUGACGGGACAACGUGAUAUGCCGUGACGACACGACGGAGAAUGCCAUGCUUUCGAACUGGAUGUUGUCUGGUUUUACUUGUGUGCCAUGCGUUAAUAUAUGAUGAUCCCCUUAAAAUGUGCGGAGUUGAGAUUACUAUAGGCGUAACAGCGCUGUUCGCGCGGUGGCAGUAUGCAGUUUUGUCGCCGGCAAACGGCUGGUGCGCGCCUUGCCGCCGCAUCAGCCGGCAAUGCUGUCAAGCCAAGAAGGCGUCGGUGCUCUAACUGUUCCACCUACAUUUGGCUGCUAGAAACUCAGGUGACUUGAAACUUUACUUAGAACACGUGUGUGCUCGUA
Messenger RNA from Pollicipes pollicipes, 1122 nucleotides. RefSeq names its product fringe glycosyltransferase. The transcript has 7 exons. The record is from RefSeq and is a predicted model, not a curated record. Gene Ontology annotation, molecular function: glycosyltransferase activity. Gene Ontology annotation, cellular component: membrane. The coding region runs from base 52 to 630 and encodes 192 amino acids. Lineage: Eukaryota; Metazoa; Arthropoda; Thecostraca; Pollicipedomorpha; Pollicipedidae.